AGCGACUCGAUGCCCUUCAGUGUUCGAAAUUUUUUUCUGGUCCAGUCUUGCUUCUAAUAUCCAGACUAGAGAUCGUGCUCUGAGGGUCUGAGAUAGGCACUGAUUCUGCCUUGCUCUUGCACAUUGGUUUCUAGCGUCCACUCUCUCCUCUUCGCUGGUCGCCAUUAGCGAAACGAGGCUUCCCGACUGUCGCACCAUCAAUUCGUCAAUUUUCACCGCCAUGGAUCAACAAAGAUUUUUAGAGCAGCUGGCCAUCGUGCUGGACCCGAAGAAGGGCAACGUCAAGACGGCCACCAACGUGUUGCAGAACGAAUACUACAAGAGCCAGCAGUCAUUGUUAUUCCUUAUCCAACUCAUCAUCUCCCACGACAGCCCCGAGCUCAAACAACUUGCCGCUACCCAAGCCAGACCACUAGUCUCCAAACACUGGACGAAGCUAUCUCAAGACCAGCGACAACAUGCAAGAAGUCAGCUCUUCUCGGCUACCCUUUCCGAACCCUCACACCUCGUCCGACAUUCCUCUUCACGCCUCAUCAGCUCUAUCGCCAAGUUCGAUCUUGAUGAUGGCGAAUGGCCCGAGCUGCCUGGCAUGUUACAGCAGGCUGCUACAAGUAGUAGCGCGGCGGAGCGUUCUGUUGGUGUCUAUGUGCUCUACAGCAUCCUGGAGACCAUGGGUGAUGGGUUCAGUUCAAAAUUCAGAGAAUUAUUUGCGCUGUUUAGCAAGACAAUCAAAGACCCCGAGUCACUCGAAGUCAGAGUCAACACCAUGUUAGCAAUAUCAAAGAUGGCUCUUGUCGUCGAUCCUGAGGAGGACGAAGCCUCGAUAAAAGCCUUCCAAAACAUAUUCCCUUCAAUGGUCGCAGUCUUGAAAGACACCAUCGACUCUGGCAAGGAAGAGCAGGCCAUGCUAUCAUUCGAGGUCUUCAACACACUCCUCACGGCCGAGUAUCAGCUCAUGUCACAGCACUUCCAAGACUUGGUUCGGUUCAUGAACGACCUUGCUACCAACACAAAUAUGUCGGAUGAGACGCGAACGCAGGCGAUUAGCUUCCUGAUGCAGUGUGUCCUCUACCGACGUCUAAGAGUCCAGGGAGCAAAGAUGGGAGAAUCAUUGACCAAGAGCAUGCUGCAAAUUGUCACCGAGAUCGAUGAUGCUUCUGCAGACGACGAUGAUAUCACGCCCGCACGUUCGGCGCUGGGUAUGAUUGAUACAAUGGCCCAGAGCCUUCCAGCCAGCCAGGUCAUCGUUCCGCUGCUCGACGCUCUCCCUCAAUAUUCCAAGAGCUCCGAUCCCAAGCACCGUCAGGCUGGUAUCUUGGCUCUUGGUAUGGCUGUCGAAGGUGCCCCUGACUUCUUCAGCACUCAACUCCACACAGUCAUGCCUAUUCUGUUCGCGCUUCUUGAGGACUCGGAGGUGACUGUCCGCCAAGCGGCCUUGCAAACCACCGCUCGACUGGCAGAUGACUUGCCGGAGGAUGUCACGAAGCAGCACGAGAAGUUAAUGCCCUUGCUUGUAAAGAACCUGACUGCUGCCAUGGGUGCUUACAAGGGUGAGGAGGAAGGACCGACCGUCGAUAUCAUGAAAUCUGCGACAAGCGCAAUCGAUGCAGUCGUUGAUGGUAUGGAUGGUCAGGAUGCUGUGCACUAUUUGGACAAGUUGGCUCCUCUGCUGCAACGACUCUUCAAACAUCCCGAUUUCAAGAUUAAGGCCUUGGCCGCUGGGGCGCUUGGAUCGUUGGCCUCUACAGUAGAAGGGCCUUUCCUCCCUUACCUCAACGAUUCUAUGCAUGCCAUGCAGGAAUAUAUCACCAAGAAGGAGAGCGAAGAGGAGUUGGACCUGCGAGCAAGUUGCACUGAUGCAAUGGGCGAGAUGGCCGUAGCCGUUGGUGCUGCUGAGUUCAAGGACUAUGUGCAGCCUCUUAUGCAAACAAGCGAGGAAGCUCUUCAGCUCGACCAUUCGCGACUCAAGGAGAGCACUUACAUCCUAUGGGGCUCCCUGGCUAAGGUGUACGAAGAGGACUUCGCCCCAUUUCUUGGUGGUGUUGUACAGGGACUCUACUCAUGUCUUGAUCAGGAAGAAGCGGACUUGGAGGUUGCGCUGGGAGAGAGCGCAAAGGAUCUGCUCGGAAAGGAAGUCACCAUUGCCGGCCAGAAGGUCAAGGUUGCUGCCGCGGACAGUGACGACGAAGCUGAAGAUGGAACUAUCGAGGACAUCGACAUUGAUGACGAAGACGAUAGCGAUUGGGGGGAUCUUGCGACCGUCACGCCUAUUGCCCAGGAGAAGGAAAUCGCCAUCGAAGUCAUUGGAGACGUCGUCUCUAACACCAAGACAGCCUAUCUCCCAUACUUCGAGAAGACCAUCGAGAAGCUCCUGCCUUUGGUAGAGCAUUCAUACGAGGCCGUCCGAAAAGCCACCAUCAGCACCUUACAUCGGGCAUAUGCUGCUCUGUACGAGGUCUCCGAGGAGUCUGGCCAAGUUGAGAAAUGGAAGCCUGGUCUCCCACUUCAGGUGCAGCCUACACAGGAACUGAAGAAGUUCGGGGAGCUUCUGAUGGCUGCAACGCUCAAUGUCUGGCCAGAGGAAGAGGAUCCUGCGACAGUGUCAGAAAUUUCAAGAGCCCUCUCUGAGAACCUCAAACUCACGGGGCCAUCCCUCCUCUCCUACCCUGAGUGCCUCUCCCGAAUCGUGCAGACGGUGACCGAAUUGAUCACCAAGAAACACGCGUGCCAAGUCGACAUGGACGCUGUCGACGAAGAAGAUAUGGAAUCUACAGAAAUGGAAUGGCUUGUCGUUGACAGUGCCAUGGACGUCAUCUCUGGUCUUGCUGCAUCUUUGGGCCCUAGCUUCGCCGAGCUCUGGAAGAUCUUUGAGAAACAAGUCUUACGCUACGCAAGUGGUGGCGAGUCUCUCGGUCGGGCAUCGGCCUGUGGUGUUCUCGCUGAAAUCAUCACCGGCAUGGAGGGCGCAGUAACCCCCUACACAUCGCAGAUGAUGAACGUCCUGCUCAAGCGGCUCGGCGACGAGGACGCGCAGACCAAGUCCAACGCAGCGUAUGCCGUCGGCCGUCUCGUCGAAAAGUCCAACGACGAUGCUACUGUGCUGAAGGCCUAUCCACAAAUCCUGCAGAAACUCGAGACGAUUCUGCACAUCACUGAGGCCCGCUGCACCGAUAACGCUGCAGGCUGCGUGUCACGCUUAAUCAUCAAGCACAAGGACAAGGUCCCUGUCUCCCAGGUUCUACCCGCGCUGGUCGACAGCGGCAUCCUGCCCUUGAAAGAAGAUUACCAGGAGAAUGAGCCGGUGUGGACGAUGAUCGUCCAGCUCUACCGCCAACAAGAUCCUACUGUGCAGCAACUUACGCCGAAACUUGCGCCGAUGAUGAUGAGUGUGCUGGGCGAGCCUGAGGAUCAGCUCACCGACGAAGUGAGAGGGCAGGUCCAGGCUCUCGUCCAGCAUUUGAAGAGUAUGCACUGAAGAUCAUAAACUGCGACCGCAUUGAAAUGUUUGACGAUUGACGAUUGUUUGGGCUACCAUGAUGAAACAUGAUGCUAUAAUGAUUGAGCAGAACAAAUAGACUAUUGGGAUUCAAGCUUACGAGAACGAGUUCUCGAAAUGUCAAGUUGUGUACGUUGGGGUCUAGAUGGGGUAGACAGGAUGAGGUCGGAAUACCAGAGAUACCCAAGAUCACUUGUCCGCCUAGAUGAUGGAGUUGAAUGCGUUCCUUGCCUGGCGGUCAGGCUGCUCAUAUCCAAGGCGCUCGUUUCACCGGCUUUGAUACGAGCCCGAAAUGCGCGACGCGACAUGAUACCGUUGACUUCAUUGGCUAUGGAGUAACUCUCCUUCCUCUUUUGUGCAUUGCC
Molecule: messenger RNA, 3861 nt
Organism: Exophiala xenobiotica
Lineage: Eukaryota; Fungi; Ascomycota; Eurotiomycetes; Chaetothyriales; Herpotrichiellaceae
Exons: 2
Coding region: 221-3475 (1084 amino acids)
Biological process (GO): protein import into nucleus
Cellular component (GO): nucleus; cytoplasm
Molecular function (GO): nuclear import signal receptor activity; small GTPase binding
Source: RefSeq, a predicted model, not a curated record